CCCAAAGCCCGCUCUCAAUUUUCCCAUAAAAAAUUUUGAACCCCCGCCCCUUUGUCACCCCCCGCUCUUAGCAAUUCUCUUGUCUCUGUCACUCACCCUCUUAAACCACCUUACUUUUUGAAUCAUUUCACUUGCUCUUCUCUUCGCUGUACCGUUUAUAGGGUUUUGUUUCUUUUCUUUUUUCUUAAUUACUAGAAACCCUAAGGUUUUGGUAUUUCUUGAUUUUCAAUAUUCCAUGGCCAGCGAAACCCUAGAAGAUAAGAAACAAGAAGGGGAGGCAGAGGCUGCUCCCGAGGUGGAAAGCAAGGACAAGGAAGACGGUCAAACGGAAGUAAACGAAACGAAAGAGGAAGAAAGUCAUGAGCUUUCUGAGAAAAAUGAGGUUCCCAAAGAAACUGACGAGCAUGAAGAGAAAGAGGAGGAGCCUAAAGACAAGGAAGAGCCGAAGAAAGGCAAGAGGUCAAGAAAGUCCAGAGUGAAUAAGCGGAUUGAGGAAUCGUCCAAGUUGCAGAAGACGAGUCGAGAUUUGGAUGAAUCAAAGAAAGAAAAAGAGCCAGAACCGGUGACUCCAGGUAGCGAGAGACCCACCAGAGAGAGGAAGAUCGUGGAGAGGUAUUCUGCACCGACUUCUGGAAGGUCGGUAACCAAGUCUGUGUCCAUUGAGAAGGGCCGUGGCACACAGCUUAAGGAUAUUCCAAACGUGGCUUUCAAGCUGUCCAGGAGAAAACCUGAUGACAAUUUACAAAUGCUUCAUACAAUACUUUUUGGGAAGAAAGCAAAGGCGCACGCUCUAAAGAGAAAUAUAGGCCAGUUUUCAGGUUAUGUAUGGGCUGAGAAUGAGGAAAAACAAAAGGCAAAAGUGAAAGAGAAGCUUGACAAAUGUGUUAAAGAAAAACUUGUGGAUUUUUGUGACGUGCUCAAUAUUUCAAUAAAUAAGGCUGCUGUGAAAAAGGAAGAACUCUCUGUGAAGUUAUUGGAAUUCUUGGAAUGUCCACAUGCUACAACUGAUGUCUUGCUUUCUGAGAAGGAACAGAAAGGUAAAAAGCGUAAGGUCACACCAAGUAAAAAUGUUAGUCAUUCUGAAGCAUCUGAUACAUUGGCCAAGAAACGGAAGCAAACGUCCCAGGCAGGGGAAAAACGUAAGCAAUCAUCUAAGGCUGAGGAAGAAGAUGAAGAUGAUGAAAAAGUCGAAUCACCUCAGAUUAAAGCUGAUUCUGAGGAAGACAAUGCUAAUGAUACAGCAUUAGAAGACGAGAGUGAUCACAAGGAGAGUGAAUUUGAGGAAGAGGAUGAACCCAAGGUAAAGAAGCCAAGUCAGAGGAGUUCAUCGAAGAAGAAUGUUAAGGAUGGUUCUGGGGCUAAAAGCAAGGAUAAAUCCACACCUGCUGAAAAGAGCAGCUCAACAAAAUCUGUGAAAAGUGCCACGAAAUCCACAAAGAAAUCUUCUACUUCAACUUCAAAGCAAGGUGCUACAGAUGCUGAUGAAAAUUCUAGAGCAAAGGGAUCUGCAUCCAAAAAGCACAAAGUGGAAAAAGAAAAGGAUACAAGUACUGCUGGCAAGGAAAAGGUUAAAGGAAAAAAGCGAUCGAGCAAGUCACCAGCACAGGUCUCUGCCAAGGAUCAAGGUAAAAGAAAAGCUAACAAGAAGGCUAAAGCUGAACCCACCAGAGAAGAGAUGCAUGCUGUAGUUGUAGAUAUUCUGAAGCAAGUUGACUUCAAUACUGCAACAUUGUCUGAUAUUCUCCGCCAGCUUGGUGCCCACUUUGGUUUAGAUCUAAUGCAUAGGAAAACAGAGGUGAAGGAUAUAAUAACUGAUGUCAUUAAUAACAUGACUGAUGAGGAAGAUGAAGGAGAGGAGGAUGAGGAGAAUGCGGCAGCUGGUGCUGAGGCCGACAAAGACGAAGAUGGGGAUGAUGAUGCUUAAUUAUUUGUGCAUGAUGAGAAACUAUUUAACGACUUUGUUGAAUAUGUCAACCAUGUGUUAUCGCAAUAAUCUCCAAGUAGAGGUUUCAUCAACAGUUCCUGUGAAUGGUAAACUGGUGUUGCUGUCUGGAUCUCAGGGCCAUUUACAGAGGAACCAUUCAACUACCUUUGUUUGUACCAUAAGCAUUAGUAACUCUUAUUUACUGCUGACCUGGCUCUUAUUUGUUAGGAUAGUUUUCCAGCUUCCUUUUUUGAAUCUUUUUUGUUAGAUUAUCUUUCAAUUGUAUUUGAUAGCUAGUUUUACUUGUUGGGUAGUGAAUUGUUUUUCUUCGUUUUAAUCGAGUACAACCUUGUAUUGUGGAUUAGCUAUUUAUUUUAUAAAUGUUGCUGGUUUGCCAACACAGAAUUUGAAAAUCAUGAAGAAUAGUUGUUGAUGCUCA
Messenger RNA from Mangifera indica (mango), 2363 nucleotides. Its product is annotated as protein DEK-like. Gene Ontology annotation, molecular function: histone binding; DNA binding. The transcript has 11 exons. NCBI's taxonomy places the organism in Eukaryota, Viridiplantae, Streptophyta, Magnoliopsida, Sapindales, Anacardiaceae. Gene Ontology annotation, cellular component: nucleus. Bases 236 to 1924 code for a protein of 562 amino acids. The record is from RefSeq and is a predicted model, not a curated record. Gene Ontology annotation, biological process: regulation of double-strand break repair; chromatin organization.